UUGUGAGGGGCUCGUCCCCCCCCCCACUCCCCCCUGGCGUUGCUUCAUGGCGGAGUAAAGAAGUUGAACGUUGGAGAGGAGCUGAGCCAGGGACCACAAUGGAGAAGUACACGCAGAUCGGUGAGGAGUUCUACGACUUGGAGAGGCGGAGAAAGACCUAUGAUGACCGCUGGCCAUUCAAGGAGAACUGCGCGUGCACUCCGGAGCAGAUGGCAAUAGCCGGAUUCCUCCACCAGCCAUCCGAUCUGGAGCUGGAUGCAGUAAUCUGCUUCUUCUGCUUUAAGGAGCUGGACGGCUGGGAACAGGAUGACGUGCCUUUGAUUGAACACAAGAAACAUUCAAGUGAUUGUGGAUUCCUGACGCGCAAGAAAGAAUUUGAGGAUCUUACAGUCCAAGAGUUUAUAAGUCUGGAAACUGAGCGACAAAAGAACCUGUUGAAAAAGGUCAUAUCAACGAAGAAGACGGAGUUUCUGCACCAGGCGGAUGCUGUGCGGCGGCAGCUCGAACAGCUCCACGAUCUGUAGAGAUUGUUGCUAGGCUGAGAACCAAGUACUUAAAUCGCUCGAGUCAAAUCGCGGCUGACGGAUGGCGCCAAAGCUUGUAAAUACGAUGGGGGCAAUUUUAAGGCAGUCAUCGCCUGCAAUUCUCUUACGGCACUGUUUUCCGUUUUGAAAAUAAUAUAUAGAGAUGGCUAAUUCUGGAUAAAUGGAUUGCUCCUCCCCAGCAUGGUAAAUUGUGGUAACUUCCAAACAACCGCAAGUUGGAUCUGAACAGAUGAUUGGUUCAGGUAACUAUGACUUGUAUUGUUAUUGCAUUCGUUAAUACAUAUUUAAUAAUUAUCUCUUAAUGCGAUGUCCACUCCAAAUUUGUUGCUCAUGUGAAACCCAUUGCCGAUGACAAUUGGCCUAAUAUUUCCCCGGUGCGUCACAGAUGAACCCAUCUCUGCUUUGCCUGCGGAAGCAGACCUGAUCAGUGUUCAUUGAAUAGCUGAUGUUUUUAUGUUUUAAUGUUGUGCACAUACUCUUAUAUGUAAAGCUAGUGAUAUUUCAAAAUGUCAGGCAAGCCUUCCAGUAAAUGCUUGCCAUUGUUAAUCUAUGCUCCACCAGUGGUCGAAUAAUAACAAGCGCCGGGUGGAUUUUUUUUGCAAAUUUGCAGAGCUCCUUGGAUGUUUGGAGUGCUUGUCGUUAAAAACGAUUUUUUUUGUAAAUUCGCUCAUAGUUUACAGUUAAAUAAACUUUUCUUAAGUGCCCGCUCAAAAUUGAGGCUGUGAUGUCGUGAGGGCUUCGUUGAUUGUGGUAAUUGUGUAUUUGAAUAAAGUUUGAACUCUUGAAGUUACUAUAAAUGGGCACUUCUAUUAUUUACUUUUAAAAAAAUGUUGUAAGUUGGUGGGAAAGGAGGGGGGGGAUUAACCGAGUCCACCUUAUUCCGUGAAUUAUCUUCCCGCGCAUUGGCUGCGAGUGUUGCUCACGACUGAUAAAACCAGAUUUAUUAAAACUCACUUGGCAUGCGUGGAACAAUGAAGGGUUUUGUGAGCUGGAGAAAGACAUCGUUUUUGUGUGUGCGCCCUUGCGUAGCACUUGUGCGCAAAUGGCCUUUCAAACUUUGUAAAUGUACUUAUGACUUGCACAGUCGUGCCAUAUUGUAAAGUAAGUUUAACCUUAAAAGACUUAAUCCACAUCUGUGAUUCACCUUUUGGGAAACUCGUUUUUUUUGUUUCGGCUUUUAAAUAAGUGUUUUGAAUUAUCUGAAAAUGAAGCGAUCU
Molecule: messenger RNA, 1762 nt
Organism: Petromyzon marinus (sea lamprey)
Lineage: Eukaryota; Metazoa; Chordata; Hyperoartia; Petromyzontiformes; Petromyzontidae
Product: baculoviral IAP repeat-containing protein 5-like
Source: RefSeq, a predicted model, not a curated record